CCCGUAUCCACUUCCCAGAAUCCCGUGUAUAAUUCCCCACCGAAACUCUCCCAGUAGCUGCAACAAAAGUCGCCCCCAAAUUCCAUUCCAAUAAGGCGGCAAAGCCAAAACCCAACUUCUCUCUCUCUCGAAAGAUAUUUAAUGGCGGCUCUGUUAUGUAUUCGCCCCUUUCUUCUUUCCAGAUUUCUUAGGUUAUAGACUGACCUGAAGAAGAGGCGGUUGUUUGGGAAUGGAAGAGCCGGGGCAGCUGAAACGGGCGCUGACGGACGCUACAGCGGGGGCCAUUGCCGGCGGUAUAUCACGGACAGUCACGGCGCCGCUUGAUGUGAUUAAGAUCAGAUUCCAGGUUCAACUCGAGCCCACAUCUUCUUGGGCUUUGCUUCGGAACAAUAUGUCUGGAACAUCAAAAUACACUGGAAUGUUUCAAGCAACAAAGGAUAUAUUCAGGGAGGAAGGCUUACCGGGUUUUUGGCGUGGAAAUGUCCCAGCUUUACUGAUGGUUAUGCCAUAUACUGCCAUACAAUUUACCGUGUUACACAAGUUUAAAACAUUUGCUGCUGGUUCUUCCAAGACAGAGGAUCACAUUCAAUUGAGUCCUUAUCUGUCCUAUGUCAGUGGGGCGUUAGCAGGGUGUGCAGCUACUGUUGGAUCAUAUCCCUUUGAUCUUAUACGAACCAUAUUAGCUUCGCAAGGUGAACCAAAGGUGUAUCCAACCAUGAGGUCUGCGCUUGUUGAUAUAAUUAGAACUCGUGGCUUCCGAGGGUUGUAUGCUGGAUUGUCACCAACCCUGGUUGAGAUUGUUCCUUAUGCUGGUCUACAAUUUGGCACCUAUGAUACCUUUAAGCGCUGGGCUAUGGCCUGGAACAGCUCUAGAUCUUCUAACUCAAGCUCAGGUGAUACUGAAGAUGGAAUUUCAAGCUUUCAGCUUUUCAUCUGUGGGUUGGCGGCUGGGACAUGUGCCAAGCUUGUCUGCCAUCCACUUGAUGUGGUCAAGAAAAGAUUCCAGAUCGAAGGACUACAACGGCACCCAAGGUAUGGUGCUCGAGUUGAGCAUCGUGCUUAUAAAAAUAUGUUUCAUGCCGUACGCCAAAUCUUGCAGUUGGAGGGUUGGGCUGGUCUUUAUAAGGGCAUCGUGCCAUCCACAGUCAAAGCUGCACCAGCUGGUGCUGUAACAUUUGUAGCUUAUGAAUACACAUCAGACUGGUUAGAGUCCCAUUUUUUGACUUGAAACUAACCUGAUUUUUUUUUUCCCCUUUCAUCCAAUUUUUUUUUUUCCCAA
Messenger RNA from Alnus glutinosa, 1279 nucleotides. Its product is annotated as mitochondrial thiamine diphosphate carrier 2-like. Bases 230 to 1228 code for a protein of 332 amino acids. Gene Ontology annotation, molecular function: thiamine transmembrane transporter activity. The record is from RefSeq and is a predicted model, not a curated record. The transcript is spliced from 8 exons. NCBI's taxonomy places the organism in Eukaryota, Viridiplantae, Streptophyta, Magnoliopsida, Fagales, Betulaceae. Gene Ontology annotation, biological process: thiamine pyrophosphate transmembrane transport. Gene Ontology annotation, cellular component: mitochondrial inner membrane.